GCUGUAGGCACUGGUUAAGCUGUCACUAAACUGGCUUGUGAUUGUUCAUGAUGAGAGUGAUAGUUAUGGUGAUGAAGAGUUAGAAAGUGUCAGGAAGGAGGAUGAUUCUUGGGAAAGAUGAAGAUAGAGCAAAAGGGUCCUUUUUUAGGUGAAAAAGGUGUUUAUUGGCAAAUUGGGAGGUUGAUUGAAAGUAGAUUAGGAUUUGAAAGAAAGGGCGAUUGAUUUCGAUUGUUGUUGUCAGUUGUAGCUUGACAAUCCAACAGUCAAUAAGCUGAAAAAAUAAGCAAAAAAUUUCGCUGCAAAGAGACGUUCAAUUACAUUAAUAUUUGCAAGUUUUACUUUUCUCCCUCUUCUUUUGUCUUCUUGCUCCUUAUUGUGCUGUGAUCUUAUUCAUCAUCAUCAUAGUCAUCGGUCGUCUUCAUCAUCUACUUAUUGCUUCACCUUUCUCUUCAACGGUUAUCUCCGUUAUUAGUAAUCAGUUCAAUACUAACAAGUGAAGUAAAACUGAGGACAUUGUGUUGCUGCUUUUUUUUGUUUUUACACUUUUAUUUCAUCUUCAGCCGUGACAAGGUAAAGAAGCCAUCUUCAACUCAUCAUGAAUCGAUAUUGGAUUGUUUCCUGUGAAUUUUUUAUUUUAUUUUGUUUUUUAACCAACCCAUUAUUAGCUGAUGAUAGCUCAGCUCCAUCUAAACCUGAUAAUGAUACAUCAAUAACCAAGAGACUUGGAUUGGUCAACUAUCUUUUCCCUGAGCCAAGUGAACUUGCAUCUUCUUCAUUGUCUUCAUCUCUUAACGGUAUAUCCAAUCCUCUAAGUCGUUCAUCCAUAAAUGGCCACUGGAUUUUCCCUCAAAAUUCACGAAAUUUAUUUUCAAUUGCAUCUCUCGUUCCUGGAGGAACUACAAUGGAUCUGGCUGAAUCAGUUCCUCGUUUUUCCUACUCCCGGUUCAUGAAAGACGCUGGAGUUCCUUCCCUGUCUGGAUUCAAUGAUACUCUUGGAAAUAGUUCAUCAGCUUAUUCUGAAUAUGGUCGUCGAAAUGGUGGUUCACCAGGAUCGGUAACAUCUUCACCAAACAACAAUCAACAAAAUGGACGUGAAUCAACUUCAGGUCAAUCAAGAUCAGAUGGUAAUGAUGAUGUUGAUAUCGAUGCUGAACUUAAAGCUGCCGAUAAAGUUGUUGAAUCAGCUAUUGAAUCAGGCUCAGACUCUAGUCCAUCAUCAACUCCAGGUCCUUUAGGAGACGGAAGAGGUUUCAGACCAGGAAUGCGUUCACGACCAAUGAGAGGCUUCAGACCUGGUGGUUUUGACGGACACUAUGGACCAAAUGGGUAUCGUAUGAGAGGUUUAUCAGCUAAUGGUGGACCUUCAUCUUUCUCCCCAAUCCGAGGGCUUGCCGGUGGACCUGGUCUCUGGUCACCCUCUGGUUUCCCUCUUUCUGCUUAUCAAAUGGGUGCAGCUCGAUCACCUUUCAACAUGGGAAUGAAAUCAGGUCAUUUAUCCGACUUUGCAAACUCUGAAGGAGCUCGAGGAAAUCAAAUCUCCAUGAAUCCCCUUCUUUGGAAUGAAAUUGAUGCUUUAACUGCUUCCGCUGGUGCAUCCGGUGCUUCUGUCCCUGGUUCUGCUUCUGGUCACGCUGGCUCACAAUUUGAUGUUUCUGCUUUCCCCUUGUCUGGAUUAAUGGGCGCCGAAAAUUAUCCUAGUCUUAUCGGUGGACCUAAUCCCUUAGGACUCUUCCCUCUCCCUGCUCCAUCAUCAUCUGCCAAUGGUCAACUUCAUCCUUCUGCUUCAACCACUCAUGGACAGAUACUCCCAAGCCCUCUCCAAGCCCCUGGAGCUCCUGGUCUUCCAGGUUUAUCUGGUUCUCUUCCCGGUGUUGGUUUAGCUGGUUUACCUCCUGCAAUGGCCCCUGGUACUCCUGGAGCCCCUGGAGCAGAUGCUAGUCUUGCCGAUUUACAAAAAGCCCAUCCAGGUCUUCACCCCGAACAGUACCAAUACCUUCAACAAUGGUACAACUACCUUAACCAACCUUCAAUCAAAUCAUAUGUAGACAGUUUCCGUGACCCCGAAGAUUCAUCGUCUUCUUCCUCCAAUAACAAUGGUGCUAAAUCAGGUUCAUCACCUUCUUCAUCUUCAUCUUCUAACUCUGAUGCCAAUAAGGACGGUAAUCGACCUUGGUUCAGAAACCUUCGUCUCUUCCCAAACAUGGACAUGAGUCGACUUCAACUUCCUCGAGUUCGAGAAAUGUUCCGUAACUUCCGAACUGGCUUAGGAUCACCGGCAUCAACAAGUACCACAACUGAAUCAUCAACUGGUCCUUUCAACGUUUGAUAACGUACGUAAUUGGAUGAGAUUUUAAUUAACGACGAUUAUGAUGAUCAUCUUAGGGAUUUAUUUUUCUUCUUUUCCCCAUUUCUUAAUUUCCCCGUCUUCUACUUAGUCACCUAUUCCUUCACCUUUCUUUUUUUACUGCUGCUGUUGUUGUUGGUAUUGUUGACAUCAACACUAUCAACGCCAUCAUCAUCAUUAUCAUCAUCAUAUUGUGGCUUCUUGACCGUGCCAAAAAUGAUCUUAAGUCGACCAGAAUAAUCUCCAACCUUCAAUCUCUCAUGCGUUGUUUCAAUGCCUUUUUUCAAUGAAAA
This is a messenger RNA of Tetranychus urticae (two-spotted spider mite), 2637 nucleotides long. RefSeq lists its product as uncharacterized. The record is from RefSeq and is a predicted model, not a curated record. Lineage: Eukaryota; Metazoa; Arthropoda; Arachnida; Trombidiformes; Tetranychidae.